CCUGGACGCCAUUCGCGGCUCCAUUCGCGGCCGCCUCAACCUCAACGCCGUCGCCUUCUGCUCCACGUCGCUGGGUAGUGCUUGCAUGGCGCCCUCGAGCACGCGGACCGCCGCCGCCGAGGCACUCGUGCGGACCGUGAGGCUCUUCGUCGACGGCCCCGGGAAGCGCGUGCUCUUCGCGGAGGCCAGCGAGGGCGCCGCCGCCUUCCUCUUCGCCCUCCUUGCCGCGGUCGGGGGGCUGCUACGGAAGGACCCGGCGUCCGCCGCGGCAGGCUGCUUCGGGAACCUCGCCGCCGCCGAGGCCCUACUGCCAGGGGGGCCUGCCUCUACCGCCUCCUCCCGCGCGCCGCCGCCGGCGUCUCCCGCCCCCAAGGGCAUGGGCAUCAUGGGGCGGCGGCUGUUCCGGUGCGGCCACCUCGGGUGCCGCUGCAGCGACGUCGCGUCGCGGGAGGCCGGCUCCGCGUGCCCCUGCGCGUCCCCGUCCUGCUCCCGCGCCAGCGCCAACGGCGACGGCGCGUCCGGGAGGCGCGACACGGAGCUGCACUUCCUCGAGGCCUGCUUGUACCGCCGCCCGGACGGGUCCGCCGCGGCGGCCCUCGGCCGCGGCGCCGGGCGGAGCGGGAACGCCUUCUACCGCUGCCGCGCGCGCGACGAGAGGCACGGUCGCGAGAUCGUCGAGUGCCGCUUCCGCGUCACGGACGAGCGCGGCGUCGAGUGCCCGCUCUGCGGCAGCCACACCACCGCGGCGGUCACGUGCGCCAAAGGCCGGCGACGGCGAGGACUCAUCCGUCUCCGCGCGUCCGGACGCGGGGGGCGGCGGCGAGGCCGCGGGACCUCCUACCACCAUUAGCUACGCCAUCAUGGACGACCUCGUCGUGAGGCCAAUUGCCGGCGGCCUGAGCGGCGUCGCGGCCGACCCAGACGACGUGCGCGAGGAGACCGUGCCCUUCGGGUACGAGGAGGGUCGGAACCUGCUCUCGGCCUCGCUGCGCUCCAAAACGGCUCUGACGGACGUCUUCCUACCCGUCGUCGAUCGGGCCGGCCGGCGCCGCCGCCACUGAUCACCGUUCAUUUGGGAGUAGCAAUUCUUUAAUGCAGACUUUGCUGGUGGGUUGUCUUGUCUAAUCAGGUUGGGCCAAGUUUGGCUAAGGGUCACAUCAAAAAUUCACAAAAAGACGAAUGCCCGCACGCAGUGCUAAAUGAAUUCUAUUUGCAAAAACUUUUUAGAAAUGGGUGUAAAUUUUCGAGACGAAUCUAAUGAGCCAAGUUUCAUCA
Messenger RNA from Panicum virgatum (switchgrass), 1275 nucleotides. RefSeq lists its product as uncharacterized. The transcript is spliced from 2 exons. Bases 86 to 850 code for a protein of 254 amino acids. NCBI's taxonomy places the organism in Eukaryota, Viridiplantae, Streptophyta, Magnoliopsida, Poales, Poaceae. The record is from RefSeq and is a predicted model, not a curated record.